This is a messenger RNA of Trichomonas vaginalis G3, 623 nucleotides long. RefSeq lists its product as uncharacterized. Lineage: Eukaryota; Parabasalia; Trichomonadida; Trichomonadidae. The transcript has a single exon. The annotation marks the transcript as partial. The record is from RefSeq and is a predicted model, not a curated record.
AUGACAAACUUAGAAAACAUCUGUGGCAAGUUUAACUCCUCAAUAGAGAAUAUGAAACUUAUAGUUUGCAAUGAACUUCAAAGUAUAGAUACAACAAAAGUUUUGAACUCAGAUGCUUUGAAGAGUCUUAUAACAGACAAAGUUGGAGUUGUUGAAAGAAAAUAUAAAGACCAAAGAGUUUGUGAAAAUGUUGCAAACUUCAUUAUGGUUUCAAACAAUGCUGUUCCGAUGCAGUUAGAAAGUUCUGACAGAAGAUAUGUAGUUGUCAGAACGUCAGAAGCUCAUAUGCAAGAUACAGAAUAUUUUGACGACUUAGCAGAAACUUUGACAUCUGACUUUUACAACCACUUGUUCUCAUAUUUCAUGACAUUAGAUAUUUCUAAGUUCAAUCCAAGACAAAUUCCACAUACCGAAGAGAGACAAACAUUGUUAGAAGCAAACAAGAGUGUAUAUGAACUGUUCAUAGAUGAAACUGACUUUGAGUGUUUAGAUGAAAGGUCAUUGUACGAUUCGUAUAAACAAUAUUGUCAAGAAUAUGGUUAUAUGACAGCGUCUAAACGAACAUUCUUGGCAAAUGUCAAAAGUCUUUUAGACGUACAGAAUGGUGUAUAUACAAAGAAAAA